This is a messenger RNA of Rubroshorea leprosula, 2033 nucleotides long. NCBI's taxonomy places the organism in Eukaryota, Viridiplantae, Streptophyta, Magnoliopsida, Malvales, Dipterocarpaceae. The record is from the annotation of a GenBank genome assembly.
UUACCUAAUUUCUUUUCCGCGCGACCUGCAGGCUUUGUUUCAACCACCAGAUGGCACGCAAGAAACAAUUAAAGACCGAAUCGGAAGAACAAGAAAUUAGUUGUGGAGUGAGGGCUUCUUGGACACUUGAAAAAUUUAACUUGUUUGUUGAUAUUUGUGUUCAAGGUGCAUACCUUGGUAAAAAAGUUGGAAAUCAUUGGGGUGAGGCUGGCUGGCAAUGGGUACUUAAUGAAAUGGAAGCAAAAGGCGCACAUUUUAGAAAAGCACAAUUAAAAAACAAAUGGGAUUGGAUGAGGGAACAGUGGAAACUAUGGAAAGAUUUGAUAGGAAACAACCGAACUGGGUUAGGAUGGAAUCCCAAAACUGGGACUGUAGAUGCUCCUUCUGAAUUUUGGGAAGAAAGGAUUAAGGAAAAUCCAGAAUAUGAAAAAUUGAGAGAGAAAGGUAUAGGAAAGGAACUAUUUGAUAAAUAUGAGUUGCUAUUUGAUAAUGUGGCAAGAGGAGAUCAUGCAUACUCGCCCUCAAUUGGUCAACUACCUAGGGAAAUUGAUGCAAUAGAAGUUGAUAAAGUAGUAGAUGAAGAUACUACCAUUUGUUUAGAGGAAGACUUUGAACAGAAUUUAGAAAAACUCAUAGGGAAUGGAACUACAUUUACACCUACGCAAUUUAGCCUUGGAGUUUCUGAAAAUGAAAAUUUGGAUGAACAAUCCAAGAGCAUUGGAAAGAAACAUAAGAAGAUUGAUGGGAUGACCAGUUCACAACCAAAACAAAUAAAGAAUGCUAACAAAGGAAAGAAGCCUCAAACUGGUGCAAUGUUGAUAACUAAUCAAAUGAAAGAAUUGCAAGAAACCAUAGCUAAUAGAACGUCUACUAUGGGAGCAAUUUUUGGGGACAAGCCUGGUUGUACAAUUGAAGAGAUUUUGAAUGAUUUACUCACUUUGCCUGAUAUGGAUCCCAAUUAUAUGGAUAUGGAAGUGAAUGUGGACAUGAAUGACGUUGAAAGGGCAUUAAUCGAUGAAGAUGAAGAGGAAUGUCAAAUGAUAGUUUCAAUGGUUGGAUCAAUAAAUUGGUAUUAUUUAAACUAUGUAAACAAGGAACCUUGCAUGAAUUCUCUUCAAACUGGGUACAUAUGGCUAUUAGAAAUAAUUAGAGAGAAUGAUACUAGAUGCAUUAAUAUGUUUAGAAUGGAUAAAAACACAUUGAUUAGCCUUUGUAAUGACUUACAAAGUAAUUAUGGAUUGGAGGCUUCAAGAAGGAUCUCAGUUAUAGAGAAAGUAUGUAUGUUCUUAUAUACCCUUGCUUUAGGUGCUUCAAAUAGGCAAGUUCAAGAACGAUUUCAACAUUCAGGGGAAACAGUGAGUCGAAGUUUUCAUGAAGUGUUGAAGGCAAUGCUAUACCUAUCAAUUGACUUAAUAAAACCACAAGAUCCCACAUUUAGCACCAUUCCUCUUGAAAUACUUGAUGAUAAGAGAUAUAUGCCUCAUUUUAAGGAUUGUAUUGGAGCUAUUGAUGGAACUCACAUUUUGGCAUGUGUAAAAAAGGAGGAUCAAAUACGAUUUAUUAAUGGACGAAAAGGAAUACCAACACAAAAUGUAAUGGCUGCAUGUAGUUUUGAUCUACAGUUUACCUUUGUACUAGCGGGUUGGGAAGGUACAGCUCAUGAUGCACGAAUAUUUCAGUAUGCUAUCCGUAAGAAAGAAUUAAAUUUUCCAAAACCACCACCAGGAAAAUAUUAUUUAGUAGAUGCUAGAUACCCUCAAAUUCAAGGAUACCUUGGACCGUAUAAAGGAACAAGAUAUCAUUUAUCUGAUUUUGAACGUGGUGGUGAACCUAGGGGCUACAAAGAAAUUUUCAAUCGUUGGCAUUCUUCUUUAAGAGAGAGAUAUCGUGAUCACAUCAAUGGCCAUACAUAAUUAUAUUCGUAGAAAAGCACUAGCAGAUCCAGCAUUUACAAGACUUGAUGAAAAUCCUAAUUUUGUGCCAUAUGAGGAAGUGGAACGUACAAAGGAAUUCGAUAAACAAGAUAAUAUAAC